This is a messenger RNA of Amyelois transitella, 5911 nucleotides long. RefSeq names its product early estrogen-induced gene 1 protein. The transcript is spliced from 12 exons. Lineage: Eukaryota; Metazoa; Arthropoda; Insecta; Lepidoptera; Pyralidae. The record is from RefSeq and is a predicted model, not a curated record. Bases 598 to 2454 code for a protein of 618 amino acids.
AAUCGGGUACGUACCUAGAUUGUCAUGUCAUUCAUGUCAGUUUCGAACGAACUUGGAACGAACAAUGAAGUAAUGGCCGCGAUAGCAGGUGAUUGGUGAUUCUUGAAUAACGUUUUAGCAGGAAAGAGACGUUUCGUGUACUGGGGUUAUUACAUUUUGUUUUCGUAUAUCUUCCUAAAAAGACUUGUUAUUAAUAGAACGCUACCUAGUGUUAAUUGAAGUGAAAUAAUUCUUGAAUUUACAACUGAGAUAGAAAGUGUAGGUGUGUACAACUUGGAGAUUCUGCAAUUUCAUUUUAAAACUUGUUAAUGGGAUGUGAAACCUGCUAGAGUCUCGAAUUGAGGAGCUGGAGUCAGACAUGUGCUUCCAUACGCAAUAUAUACUUCCUCAGCUAAAUAAUUGACGGUCAGCAGACGCCAUGCGAGCGAGUCGUGCGUUCCAGACGCGAUCUCGCCGCUCGACGGCAACUUAGAUUUUCAAAUAUUGGAAUUUCAUUUACAAGUGCGUUGCUAUUGUCUACAACCCACAUGUGAAGUGAUAGUGAAGUGUUGUGUAGUGUUGGUGAACUGACAGUGGUGGUGUUAGCCCGAUGUGGUCAUGGCGUUCAUGACAAAGAAGAAACGGUACAAGUUCACGGUGCAGUGCUGCCUGGAGGAGCUGACCGAGGUGCCGUUUGUGUCGGCAGUGCUGUUCGCCAAGGUCAGGCUGCUCGACGGCGGUAAUUUCCAGGAGCAUUCUAGCAGAGAGGAGGUGUGCAACCACACGGUGCGGUGGAACGCCGGGUUCGAGUUCCCGUGCAAGAUGUGCGCCAACGCCAACACCGGGGUGCUGGAGCCCGCGCUCAUGAGGGUCUCCGUGCGCAAGGAGUGCAAGGGCGGUCGCUCGUACCAGAAGCUUGGAUUCUGCGACGUGAACCUGGCGGAGUUGGCGGGCGCCGGCGAGUGCACCCGCCGGUUCCUGCUGGAGGGUUACGACAAGACCGGCCGGCGGCAGGACAACUCUGUCCUCAGACUGAGAAUCAAGAUGAGCAUGGUGUCAGGCGACCCACUCUUCAAAGUUCCCGAGCGCAAGCAGGACUUGGUGGACGCGAAAGCCGGCGGCGACAGCGGGUCGGAGAGCGCGCCCGGCGCCGCCGACGACGACUGCGGCUCCUCCACCGCCAGCUCCGGCUUCGGCUCCUUGACCAAGAGGAACCACUACGACGCCGCCGGUCACACGGCGCCGCUCUCGUCGCUGCCGUCCACCGAGCUGCCGUCCCCCGACAGCGUGGAGGCGGCGGGCGGCGCGCCGGCGGGCGAGCACGCGCUCGUGCCCAGCGCGCCGCCGCCAUCUUGCGCGUCGUGCCAGCACACGCACUCGCGCAACUCCUCCAACACAUCCGGCGACAUGAGCAGCAAGGCGUCAGGCUACGGCAGCUCUGCGUCUGCGCAUUCGCGGCAGAGCUCCGAGGGGGACUGCCCGCCGCCGCCGCCGCAUCACAACAGCGUACGCCUCGAACGCGUCACCACCACCACCACCACCCUGUACGUCAAGGGCAAGCAGAGGUCGCUCGCCAAGCUGCUGCUCGAGAAGACUGUCGUCAGCGACUCCUCCGACGUGUUCCUGUCCCCCGACGUCACCCUCACCUCCCCCCCGGACGUGGUCCCCCGCCGCGCGCUGUCCCCCCGCUCGCCCGCCAGCGACGAGUACACCACCCCCGACUCCACCCUGGUGGAGAACGGCCACGACCACUCGUUCGCCAUGCCGACGUACUUCGACCAGAAACGGCGCGCGGCCGCCGACGCGUUCAAGGAAGCCGUCCAGCCGCUGACCAACUUCCACAUAUUCAAGCAGAAGUCUCUGAACACGAUACCGGCGCUGCUGGAGAAGAACAAGAAGAACGAGGAGCUGUUCAACAACUUUCCGUUUCUGACGCCGCUCGCUCACAGGAAGAGCUCGCUAGUGUCGGCCGCGAACCGUCUGUCGGGGUGUUUGGAGGACGAGUUCUACUGCCUCCCGUCCGAGGGCGAGGAGCUGGGCGCGGGCCGCGUGGACGUGCGGCUGCGGCUGACGUCCACGCCGCGGGAGUCGCUGCGCAGGAGUUACACCGAGCGGAGGAACCCGUCGUCCGGGUCGCUGUCGGCGUCGGAGGGCGGGUCGCUGGAGCGCGCGCGCGCCGAGCGCCGCGGCCGCGCGCCCGCGCACGCGCACGCGCACCCUCCCGCGCCGGCGCCGCGCGACGACGACCACGUGUCGUGCCGCGUCGAGAACACGCGCGUCAACCCCGACUCGCUCAUAGACGAGCUGUUGGCGGCCACGGACCUCAAGCAGGCGGUCGACGAUUCUGCUGAGACGUCGGGUCUGCAACUGUUCAUAUCCCGGGACGGCACGGCGGAGCUGGGGUCCCGGCAGCGGCAGCAGCUGGCCCGGAGGGACUACCAGAGGGUGGUGCUACAUCCACACGACAACAGGUAGCCAACGGCGUCUAAAGCAGUCGCCCCGGCGACUCGAGUCAGCGCUGUGAGCCGCCUGAGACGGCAGGGUCCUAUGUAGAAUGUACUAUUUAUUUCGAGACGAGCGGACAGUAUUACCAGAGAUUUGUAAGUGUCUCGUGCUAGGUUCACAUGCACUUAGUAACUAGCUAGGUAGUAAAUUUUAGUUGGCCAAGAAAUUUGUAAUCAUUUAGUUGUUUUUUAUUUUAUUUAAUGUGGGUUAUGCACUUUUUUUUAACAGAUGCUUCGGAUGUUAUCGAUAAAACUUAUUGCCUAUAGAAAUUGGAUUAAGUUUUUAUAUCGCCGGUAACACUUUGAUUUCGUCUGUGUUACCAGUAAAAUAAUAAAGUUAAUAACAAUAAGGGGAGGUUCUCCAUUUGACUGUUACCAAUCGCUAACUUUAGUAAUGUUAUUUUAAAUAUAUUUUAAUUAGACAUAUUUAUCAAGGUCAUAUGGCCAAACAUUUUAAUUUUUUCAGAGUAUGACUGAAUCUAGGAAAUUGAGCUCUCUUGAAUAUGUUUCGUUACUUCGAGUACUAAGUCCAUGUAAACCCGGCAUGAGAUACGUUGAGACGCGGCCGCGGCCGGCCGUACAACUGCCUUUUAAUUUAAUAAUGAAAUAUAUGAUGAAAUUCAAUAGUGAUAAGAUUUAUGUAUUGAAAUGUACCUGUUUUGUUUUAUAUUUAGCUACAGCUGUUCAAAAUGGCGCUAGUGCAAUAUUGUAAAAUGUAUUUGUGAAAUGUUUGUCCGGCCCGGCCCGCUCCCCGUCAGAACCCGCGGGUGACGAAACAAUGCAUAUUUAUUGUUUUUAAUAUUAAUAUAUGCCAUAAAUUGUUUUACAAUUUGUAACUUAAUAAUGUUGAACGAUUAUAAUAUUCCUUAGCAAUUUUCUAGGACGGUUGUGUUCGUGCGAUCCGUGAUGUUUCGUAUUGUAUGGUUUACAAUGUUUUUAAUAUUUUUUUUUACUGUAAGUAGGAAUCUUUUCAAUUAUAAAACGACCUACACGACGACUGAAUGUUCCUAUAUGUUGCGUAGCGUCUGUGCUUCCUCCACUCUCUCCUUUCAUGUUAAUCUUAAUGAUUGACGUCGCGCCGCCAUUGAAUUAAUGCUUACUUAUUGCCAAUUUAACGCUCUUCCAAUGAAAAUUCAAAAUUGAAAGUCACCAUUUUUUUUUUUCAUUGUUAUGGGACAUUACAAACAUCACUUAAUAAUUGUGAUAUCUUAUGGUUUCACAACAUUGGUUGACGUCAAAUUACUUAAAACUCCGUUUACUGCCGAUUCCAGUCGCGAGUUUGAGCUGGCGGUGCCGCUUUUUCCCUCUUCCAUUUUUCAGAAGGCUAUUGGGAAGGUAACUGUGCUCAGAAUAUAUCUUCCUAUGCUUACAGUUCGUAAUUGCUCGUACAUACUUUGAUUGUGUUUAGUGCGAGUUGAUUGUAAGUGUUUAGUAAAAAGAAACGUAAUAAAUUGUUAGUCUUUUACUAAACCCUUAACAAGCAGCUCGCACUAAAUACUAACUAAACAGAACAUACGAGUUAUUAAAGCAAAUAAAGUGCUCACAAGUGGUGCUAAGCCUAGUGUACGCCGCGUACACAUUGUAGACCGACAUGAAAACAAAUUAUAUCGUGGCCCUGUGAUUUUUAGUCGUUAAAGGCUGUCAAGAAAGCGGUUCAAUUGUCGGUGUUAAUUUACUGUUCUCUGCUAUGUAUUUUAAUUUUCCAAAAGUGACAGUGACAGACUUUCUUGACAGUUAGACCAAUUUAAUAAAGAAAUACUUCAAAAUCCCUCCAAAAAAGUGUUAGUUUGAAGAGUAGAACGUUGUGUUGCUCUGUGCCAAACGGGACGCAGUCUCGUCGUGAGAAACCAGUCAUUCCUUUGCAGAGGUAGAGGGCCGGUGUUCGCUCGAGCGGACUUUACGUAAUAACAAAUUUCAAAGAGAAACAUUUAGUUAUGUAAAUAUGUUUUAAUGUAAAAUGUGUAAGAUACUUGAACAUAAUGCACUGUCGUCAAAAGCGUCGUAUCCGUGGACUUGUUUGCGAUAUUAGGCGAAGUUAAAGGCGACGUGGCCUGCCCAGUUAAGAUUAAUUUUGAAUGAAAUUCGACCUUACGUUCGUCCAACUUUGCCCGACUUCGCAUGACAUGUAGAAGCAACAAUACUCUUAUUUUCUGUUCAAUAUCUUCAAGUUCUUCCAUUAAUAGAAGUUGCUUUUGUCAAAAUUUAUGGUUGGAGACAAUGUCCUGUUAAUAGAAGUCCCCUCGAGUGUGGUGCCGGCGUAUUAUAAUUACCAAUGGAACGCAUAAAGUGUGAUGUACCGGUGAUCGGUUGAUGAGAGAUGAGAUUUGAACCGGUGACCGGCGGGCGCUGUACGGCGCAAUCGCGUUGUUAUUGUAUCAUAUGUCGUAUAUUACAGUUGUACAGUAUUUGAAUAAAGGACGUGUUUAGAACUAUUGGCUCGUUUUAUUUGUGUUGAAGUACCUUAUAAUUUGGCAAUAUUUUUUCUUUGUCUCACACUGUCUGAAGGCACUCCCAUAUAGCGUUUAUUUUUAACAAAUGUGUUGUAUACGAGAAGUUUUCCUGAUCUAAUGAAGUUGAGUAAAGUUAAACAGUAUAAAAGUGACCGCCAUAUUUAUUUUGCUUUGAGUAAAAAAUUUAAAAAUAUAGUUUUCAAUGAGUUCAAUGUCAUUUUUAAUAGGAAUAAUCUCUUAAUGGAGUAGUCAAUUCUAAAUUUGUGUACCGUCUGCAACCACUGGAAGCUGUAAAAGGCGUCUAAAUGACUUCUGCCUAUAAAUCAUGUGAUCUGUUAAAAGAAAUAUAUUCUGAAAAAUAGGUACUUUUUUUUAUUUAUGAAGUUCUAAAUUAUACAUUAUUUCUUUUUUCUUUUCCUCUUUUAUUAUAAUUAAUAGUUGUAAUAAUGGUUUUAACAUAAGGUGUAUAUUGUGAAAAAAAUAUUUAAUGAAUUCAUCCCAUGUAACAUAUAGGGAGUGUAUGUUUUAAAAGUAGUUAUGUUUUAAAAGGUAAUGUGAUAUGGUAAGACAAAACAAGAUACAGUGAUAGAACGUCCUUUAUUGAGUCACUAUACGCCAAUAGGCCGUGCAAUAACACGCCGAGCUACAAUUAGUUACGCUCAGUGGACGGUAACAUUGAUUAGUAACUAUAGCCAUACAUACAAGGAAUCUAUGUACAAUAUCAUUUAAUCUAAAUUUCCUAUUCACUAAGACGAUUAUUGAGAAAGGACAAAUUUGAUUAAGAUGCUAUCAAUUUGUUGUUACAAAGUAAAGUUUUAAUUAUCUAUAGAAAUAAGUGUUUUAAGUAAAUAAAGAUUAAAUUAAAAUACAGUCGACAUUAUUGCUCAUUCAGAAAAUAUCACAAAAGAAAGAGGUAAAAAGAACAGACGAAACAAAAUGGCGCUCAUCAAAAUACAGGUAAUACGUUAAAUAUAAAAC